This is a messenger RNA of Neltuma alba, 1026 nucleotides long. Its product is annotated as MOB kinase activator-like 1A. The transcript has 7 exons. NCBI's taxonomy places the organism in Eukaryota, Viridiplantae, Streptophyta, Magnoliopsida, Fabales, Fabaceae. The record is from RefSeq and is a predicted model, not a curated record. Bases 96 to 743 code for a protein of 215 amino acids.
ACGAGCUUUGCAGUCCAACACGCAGCAGUAGAAGGGACGACAAAGCCAACGAGCUAUCUCUCUCUCUCUCUCUCUGUGUCCUCCUCGCCUGAGCCAUGAGCCUUUUGGGGAUAGGCAGAAACCAAAGAACAUUUCGCCCAAAAAAGAGUGCACCUUCGGGGAGUAAGGGAGCACAGCUUAGAAAGCACAUUGAUGCCACAUUAGGCAGUGGAAAUCUGAGCGAAGCAGUGAAGCUACCUCCUGGGGAGGAUUUAAAUGAGUGGCUUGCUGUCAAUACUGUAGAUUUCUUCAACCAGGUGAAUCUCCUUUAUGGCACCCUUACAGAGUUUUGUACCCCUGAGAAUUGCCCGACAAUGUCUGCUGGACCCAAGUAUGAGUAUAGAUGGGCAGAUGGUGUACAAAUUAAGAAACCUAUUGAGGUUUCGGCCCCAAGAUAUGUAGAAUAUCUAAUGAACUGGAUUGAGUCACAGCUUGAUGAUGAAUCCAUAUUCCCACAGAAGCUUGGCGCACCAUUUCCUCGCAACUUCAAUGAUGUUGUGAAGACAAUAUUCAAGCGAUUGUUCCGUGUGUACGCUCACAUAUAUUAUUCACACUUUCAGAAUAUUGUGAGCCUUAAAGAAGAGGCCCACCUUAAAACAUGCUUCAAGCAUUUUAUACUCUUUACAUGUGAAUUUGGGCUGGUUGACAAGAAGGAGCUUGCUCCACUUCAAGAACUUAUAGAAUCCAUUGUUGUUCCAUACUGAGAAAGUGAAAAAUCAAGUGUCAGUGAAGAAUACCUAAUUGAAUCAAGACUGCCUAUUUGUACUUUGAUUAGAUGACCCUCCUUAUAUUUCAGGCAUCAUAGGGUCGUUUGCUUGUGUAUGGAAAGUAGUCCUCCUCUACAAUAAAAAUAUAGUACAAUAUAAUAUCACCACUGACUAAUUAAACUUGCAAAGCUUGAUGUCAGAAUGUAGCUCAUUGCUAGCAAAGUAAUUAUGUAAAUAUCUGUGCCGUUUGACUUACAUAUCAGUUGAUCCAUGUAUGUAU